Messenger RNA from Diorhabda carinulata, 2804 nucleotides. Its product is annotated as DNA helicase MCM8-like. Bases 454 to 2751 code for a protein of 765 amino acids. The record is from RefSeq and is a predicted model, not a curated record. Lineage: Eukaryota; Metazoa; Arthropoda; Insecta; Coleoptera; Chrysomelidae. Gene Ontology annotation, molecular function: ATP binding; single-stranded DNA helicase activity; single-stranded DNA binding. The transcript has 12 exons. Gene Ontology annotation, cellular component: nucleus; MCM complex.
AAUUGCAUCAAUGAAACGACUAUUUGUAGACAUAAAAAAUUAAAGUACAUUUGAAGAAAUAUAGUUUAUAUUACAGUCUCUAAUAUUAUGAUAAAUUAAAAUGAAGCAAUCCAAAAACUGUUUUAUUAUUUAGAAUGAGUACGUUGGCAAUAUGGUAACGUUGUGACUUAUACUACAAGAUCCGAAAAAAUAAUGUCAAACAUACGUUUAUGAUGUAAGACAAAUAUUACACAAAAGGUUUUUAACUUUUACUAGAUAUAAGCUGAUAAAUAUUGAUUGUAAUAAUAAUAAUUUGUUUCAAUAAAUAAUAAUUUUGUUGCUUCAAGUGAGCUUAGCCGGAACAAAAAAACAGUUGGUUAUUCUGAUAAUCAACCAUACAUAACCAUAAAAAACAAAUUCAAAAAUAUUCAAAAAAUAUUUGUUUUAAAUAAAGUUAAAUUUCUAUUUUUUGAAAUGUCGAAACCUUGGUUUAAAAAGAAUUAUAAAAGAGUAAGUAAAUAUAAAGGUGACGAUCCUAGUGAUGUAAAUAAUCUACCAAACUAUGGAUAUUUAGGGUUCAGACUUUAUUUCCCCGAUGCAGAUCAUAUAAACGAAGAGAUGUUAAAAAAACACGUAAAUACGUUCAAAACAUUCUUUCAACAAAAUCAAACGUGUUAUUCUUUACCGGAAAUCGCCAAAGAUAAAUUAUUUAACUUGGAUUUUAAACAAAUAACUGGAGACGAGAACAUAUUAACAUAUUGGCCCGAAUUUAAAGAAGAAUUAUCGAAUGACUCAGAAUAUUGUUUAAAUUGUAUAAGUUUAGCCAUGCACGAUUUAAUUACCAAGUAUUAUGAAGAACAAAACGAACAAAAUUUGAUAUUAUUCGAACCGAUAACUGCAAGAAUUUGUAAUGUGGAACCAUUUUUACAUUUAAGAGAACUCAGGUUUCAAUACAUUGGUAAACUGGUAACUAUUAAAGGAACUGUGAUAAAAACUAGUGAUGUAAAGUUAAUUGCUCAGUAUUUAACGUUUACAUGUAGCAAUUGCUUUGGUACUCAAAUAUCAAAACAACCAGAUAAUGUUUACACAGUACCACUUAGAUGUAAGACUAAAGAUUGUAAAGCCAAGACUAAUUUUAGUGUGGAACUCGAUUCUCCUUAUGAUAAAUUUGUCAGUUGGCAAUCGGUUAAGAUUCAGGAACCACAUUGGGCUGACCAGUAUGACCAUGCCAGAACUCCAAGAACUCUCGAUUGUGAAUUAACAGAAGAUUUAGUAAAUACUUGUUUCCCAGGGGAUGACGUAACUAUUUCUGGUAUAAUUAACGUAAGAGAUGUUAAUAGUAACAACGGUAAAAAUAAACAAAACUCCAUAUUCAAUCUUUAUUUAAAAGCGAUAUCAGUUUUUAACAACAAAAAACAAUGUAAAGGUGAAUAUAACAACGGGAUAUCUUUCAAUCAAAAUGAUUAUUUCGAUAUACAAAAAAUCCAUUGUGCUCAAAAUUCAUUCGCCCUUUUAGUACAAUCUCUAUGUCCCAAUAUAUAUGGGCAUGAGAUGGUUAAAGCUGGUCUUCUCUUGGCAUUAUUCGGUGGUACUAAAUCUGAAUCAUUCCGAGGAGAAUCCCAUGUAUUAGUCGUAGGUGAUCCUGGAUUGGGAAAAAGUCAGAUGUUACAAGCAUGUACGAAUGUUGCACCUCGAGGGGUUUACGUAUGUGGAAAUACAAGUACAAGUUCUGGAUUAACAGUCACAAUGACUAGAGAUGGAGAGGGAGAAUUUUCUUUGGAAGCAGGAGCUUUAAUGUUAGCAGAUCAAGGUUGUUGUUGCAUCGAUGAAUUCGAUAAAAUGCCUACCCAGCAUGCAGCUCUUUUAGAAGCUAUGGAACAACAAACUAUUAGUAUAGCUAAAGCCGGAACGAUUUGUUCUAUCCCUACAAGGGUUACUAUGUUAGCCGCAGCUAAUCCCGUAGGAGGUCAUUACAAUAAAGCCAGAACAAUAGCGGAAAAUUUGAAAAUGAAUUCACCUAUGCUAUCAAGAUUCGAUUUGAUAUUUAUUUUACUCGAUACCGUAAACGAAGAAACAGAUUGGCUCCUAUCGAAGCACGUGGUCAGCAUACAUUUAGAACAAAGCGAAAGAAGUAGAAUCCAAAAUAAUUCGGUGUCUAUUGUAGAAUCUAGUAAUGGAAAUUUAAGAGACCGUUUAAAAUUUGACGCUUCCAAAGCCGAUUUGGUUCCCCAUAAUUUAUUUAGAAAAUAUAUAGCUUACGCGCAGAAAUAUGUCAAACCGCAAUUAUCAGAUGAUGCGAAAAGUGUUAUUAAACAGUAUUACCUAUCGUUGCGUAAACAAUUCCAAACUGGCGACUGUACUCCUGUUACGACUAGACAGGCCAACUCCUUAAUUCGAUUAACUCAAGCAAGAGCAAAAGCUGAGUUACGAGAAGUGGCAACCAAGCAAGACGCCGAAGAUGUAGUAGAAAUUAUGAAGUGGAGUCUGAACGAUAUUUUCAGUGAUGGUACUGGAGUUUUGGAUAAAACACGUUCUCAAAACGGUACCGGAACAAGUACUAAAGCACAAAUUACUAGGCUCUUAAGGAUAGUGCAGAGGAUUUCAGAAAUAGAAACAAGAUCUAUUUUUGGUACAAAUGAACUGAAACAAUUAAGUGAACAAGCGGGUAUAGCUAAAAACAAAUUCAACACGGUUUUGGAAAAUUUAAAUUUACAAGGAUUCCUGUUGAAAAAAGGUCAAGGCAAAUACCAAUUGGUUACAGCUGAUUUUUAGAUUUUUUCUUUGUAUUCCUAUAUUUCACAUGUUGUAAUAAAAUUUCAUCUCAA